GAAGAUUCAAGAACAAAGGUUGCUCUGUUUUUUUAUUGAUGGGUAUCAUCUCAAAUCUAAGAGGACCAAAAACCCAGCAACAAGGGUUGCCCCUCUCCAAUACUUUGCCACCUUCUUCGUCAUCGGCUUCCAACAAAAGGAAAUGGUGCAGUUUGAUGCCUUUGGUUGUGGCCCUUGUGGUCAUAGCUGAAAUCGCGUUUCUGGGUCGUCUUGACAUGGCCAAAAACGCUGCCUUUUUAGAUUCAUGGCCUGAGAUGUUCCACAAAUCACACUCCUCUGCCGGCGAUCGGGGCUUGGUGAAAGAGAGUUGUGAGGAGUGGCUUGAAAGGGUAGAUGCCGUGACUUAUUCAAGGGAUUUUGCCAAGGAUCCCAUCUGGGUUUCUGGUGCUGACCAGGAGUGGAAAACUUGUGGUGUGAGUUGUACGUUUGGAUUUGAUCCCAGUAAGAAACCAGAUGCUGCCUUUGGUUUGUCUCAACAAUCUGGAGUAGCUACCGUGCUGCGCUCAAUGGAAUCGGCUUCGUACUAUUCGGAGAAUAAUAUUGCUCAGGCACGACGGAGGGGUUUUGAUAUUGUAAUGACGACUAGCCUUUCAUCGGAUAUACCUGUUGGAUACUUUUCAUGGGCUGAGUAUGAUAUCAUGGCACCGGUGCUGCCGAAGACUGAGAAGGCCCAUGCAGCUGCUUUCAUUUCUAACUGCGGUGCCCGCAAUUUUCGUCUGCAAGCACUUGUUGGGCUUGAAAAGGCAAAUAUCAAGAUUGAUUCUUAUGGCAGUUGCCAUAGAAAUCAUAAUGGAAUUGUGGAAAAAGUUGAAGCUCUGAAACGCUACCAGUUUAGCUUGGCUUUUGAGAACUCCAAUGAAGAGGAUUAUGUGACCGAAAAGUUUUUCCAGUCUCUUGUUGCAGGAACCAUACCUGUUGUGGUUGGUGCUCCAAAUAUUGAAGACUUUGCACCAUCUCAAGAUUCAUUUUUACAUAUCAAGGAAUUGGAGGAUGUUCCAUCAGUUGCCAAAAAAAUAAAAUACCUCGCAGAAAACCCCGUUGCGUAUAAUCAAUCACUAAGGUGGAAGUACGAAGGACCAUCUGAUUCAUUCAAGGCUCUCGUGGAUAUGGCUGCAGUUCAUUCGUCAUGCCGUCUGUGCAUUCAUUUGGCAACAGUCAUCCAAGAGAAAGAAGAAAAGAGCUCCAACUUCAAGAGACGGCCCUGCAAGUGUACCAGAGGGUCGGAAACCUUGUAUCAUAUAUACGUAAGAGAGCGAGGGAGGUUUAAGAUGGAUUCUGUUUUCUUGAGAUCUGGGAAUUUGACUCUCGUGGCGUUGGAGGCAGCAGUGGUUAUGAAGUUUAAGUCUCUGAAACAUGUGCCGGUUUGGAAGGCGGAAAGACCCGAAAGCAUCAGAGGAGGGGAUGAACUAAAAGUAUACAGAAUAUAUCCAGUUGGCUUGACACAGAGACAAGCUUUAUAUACCUUCAAGUUCAAAGGGGGUGCUGAUCUAAGGAGUCACAUUGAGAACAACCCUUGUCCCAAGUUUGAAGUCAUAUUUGUGUAGAUUGAAUAGACAGAUUACCUGUAAGAAUAUCAUAUAUUUGUAAUCAUUGAUAGGGAUGAGGAUGGUUAUAGUUUU
This is a messenger RNA of Hibiscus syriacus, 1619 nucleotides long. RefSeq names its product glycoprotein 3-alpha-L-fucosyltransferase A-like. The transcript has 10 exons. The coding region runs from base 39 to 1544 and encodes 501 amino acids. NCBI's taxonomy places the organism in Eukaryota, Viridiplantae, Streptophyta, Magnoliopsida, Malvales, Malvaceae. The record is from RefSeq and is a predicted model, not a curated record. Gene Ontology annotation, cellular component: membrane. Gene Ontology annotation, molecular function: fucosyltransferase activity.